Messenger RNA from Bombina bombina (fire-bellied toad), 4872 nucleotides. RefSeq names its product histone deacetylase 7 (gene HDAC7). Gene Ontology annotation, molecular function: histone deacetylase activity. Gene Ontology annotation, cellular component: histone deacetylase complex. Bases 518 to 3460 code for a protein of 980 amino acids. Gene Ontology annotation, biological process: negative regulation of transcription by RNA polymerase II; chromatin organization. Lineage: Eukaryota; Metazoa; Chordata; Amphibia; Anura; Bombinatoridae. The record is from RefSeq and is a predicted model, not a curated record. The transcript is spliced from 24 exons.
AGAGAGACACAGACACAGUACAGUGCAGGUGAAGCAGACUCUCAGCACAGGGCAUAUGUUUUAUUUUUAUUACAAUAACUUUUUUCUUCUUCCAAAGUGGACCGUCUCUGUAUUUUUGCAGCUGCCUUUCCCAUUCUAAGCGUCGCUGUAAAGCAAAAUCCAGACUAUGUUGUUUAGGUAAAAGUGGCACACAAACUGGCAUUGGAAUGCUUGGCUGUUAACCCCUUGUUGGAUUGUCUGUUGGAGUUAUUGGAAAGUUAGGUGACGUGUUAGAUAAUCAUGGCAGAGCAGUUGACGUUGUCGGAUUGGAGUGUCUCUGUGUUGUAAAAAAAAGUGAACUUGCAAAGCUUUGUGAAGGGAUUUAACAUUGGAUGCUAUUGCUGCUACUACUACCCCCUGGUAGCCGGAUCUCUCUUCAUUGCAUUUAUUCUCGCAGCCUAGCGCUGCUGAUGCUGUUGUUCAUUUAGGACUCAGAGGGACCGGGUGCCCGCUACCACCUCUUCCUGUAGUCGCCUCCAUGCCUGGAUUACAUCAAAUGUUAAACACCAUUUACGAGGCUGAUUCUGCUUCUUCCGCAGAUGGCAUCAGACGGGGUAAUCCGGGGCUGAGGUACGGCCAGAAAAGCGGCGCUGCGGGACCAGUGGAUCUUAGCAUCCCCGUCAGCACAAUAACGACGCAGACUACCCACAUGGACUUUCACCUAGUUCAGCGAUUUGGACAGCGCUCAGACACUGCACUCCUGACUCCCAAACAGUCCCAGCAAACUCUCUUCCAAGCCAUCUCCCAGCACCAGCAAGCGGAACCCAAGAUUCGGAGCCUGGAUUCACCCUGUCGGAACACAGAUCACGGACGCCAGCAGUUGAACAAGGAAAGACCUAAAUGUGCUAUGGCGAGUCCUGCAGUAAAACAGAAACUGCUGGAGAAGAUCCUGAACAAGCAGCAGAUUGCACCAGACCGUAACAAUAUGGCCAAUCACAUCAGCCCUGUCAUAGCCUACAGACCUCCCGAGCACAUUAAACAAGAACCCCCUCAGCCUACUGUCCUGACUAACUUAAUACAUCAAGUUGCAGCUGCUUCCGGCAACCAACCUGAGCAUUACCCACUCCGCAAGACAGUAUCUGAGCCUAACUUGAAGUGGCCUGGCAGAUUCAAGAAGUCUGGGAGGAAGAACCCACUCACCCGCAAGGAGAGUGCGCCGCCUGCAGUCAGGAGGAGACCUCCAGAGACGCAGGACUCUUCCCCAAGCAGCAGUAGCACUCCUGUGUCCGGCUGCAGCUCUCCAAAUGAUAGUAUCGCUGCUGAAAACGGGAGCCUCUCCUCAAUCCCAGGAGCUACCUCAGAGGGGGAGAUGGAGCGGAGAACAUUGCAAAGUUUGGUUCAUAGAGUUCCUCUGCUGACCACACAUCCUACAGUCUUCAUGCAGUCAGGGAUAGAAGGCCAUGAUGGUACAAAUUCCUUGGCCACUACUCGACUUCAGCCUGUUAUCAUACUAGAAUCCUCAGGUGCACACACACCAAUGGUGGCAGUUCACAGCAUUGCAGGUCCUAUGCAGUUUACACACUCCAUCAUCAGCCCUGAUCAUUUAUCAGCAACUAGACACCACAAACCGCUGAGCCGGACACGCUCAGAGCCUCUGCCUCAAAAUCAAAAGACACUUCAUCAGCAGCUGCUUUAUCAGCAUCAAUACCCAUUAUUCCCGGAGCAUAUGAAACAUCGUCAGCUAGCAAAGCGGGUAGUUAAGACAAGUGAGAAACCAAGAUUACACCAGAUCCCAUCAGAGGAAAUGGAUGAGAGUGGUUCUGCCUGCGAGAGGCCAACAGAAAUGGGAUCAAAUGCUGCAAGAGGCUGUGUUGAGGUCAUACGAGGAGGACAAUCCGAUGCCCCCAGCAACAACUACUCAGUGAUGCAACCACAGCAUAGCUUCAUGCAGCAGGCGUAUUUAUGGGACCAGAGUCAUCACCGUACUCACCAGCAGUUAAAGCGGCCUCUGGAAACCCUCAUGAUUCCUAUUCAGCAAGGCGGACAUCGUCCGCUAACAAGAGCAAAGUCCUCUCCAGCAUCAGCGUCCCUUCCCACUCCAGAUCCGUCCACCAAAACAGUGUCCCUUCCUGUUCCAGAGCAGGCCUCCAAGUCGCACUUCACUACAGGAGUCGUGUAUGAUUCAGUAAUGCUGAAGCACCAAUGUACAUGUGGAGACAACAGCAAUCACCCAGAGCAUGCUGGGAGAAUCCAGAGCAUCUGGUCUCGUUUACAGGAGAGAGGAUUGCGUAAUAAUUGUGAAUGUAUACGUGGCCGGAAAGCAACUCUGGAAGAGCUUCAGUCUGUACACAGCGAGACUCACGUUCUUCGUUACGGCACUAAUCCUCUCAACAGACUUAAACUGGACGAUCACAAGCUGGCAGGUAUUUUAUCACAGAGGAGGUUUGUCAUGCUGUCUUGUGGUGGACUUGGGGUGGACAGUGACACCAUCUGGAACGAGCUGCACUCCUCAAACGCAGCGCGCUGGGCAGCUGGCAGUGUUAUAGAGCUGGCAUUUAAAGUGGCCACACGUGAAUUAAAAAACGGUUUUGCAUUAGUGAGACCUCCUGGACACCACGCAGAUCCUACAAAUGCAAUGGGUUUUUGUUUCUUUAACUCUGUGGCCAUUGCAGCAAAGCAGCUACAGCAAAGACUGGAUGUCAGAAAGAUAUUAAUUGUGGACUGGGAUGUGCACCAUGGUAAUGGAACACAGCAGAUCUUUUACAAGGACCCAAACGUCCUCUACAUCUCCCUGCAUCGACAUGAUGAUGGCAACUUUUUCCCUGGGAGUGGAGCAGCUGAUGAGGUUGGUGCUGGAGCUGGUGAAGGAUUUAAUGUGAAUGUUGCCUGGACUGGCGGGUUAGACCCUCCCAUGGGAGAUGCUGAAUACCUUGCCGCUUUCCGGACUGUGGUAAUGCCCGUUGCUCAUGAAUUCUCUCCAGAUGUUGUUUUGGUCUCCGCUGGCUUUGAUGCAGCCGAAGGACACCCAGCUCCACUCGGAGGAUAUAAAGUGACAGCCAAAUGCUUUGGUCAUAUGACCCGUCAGCUUAUGAAUUUGGCUGAAGGCCGAGUCGUUCUUGCUUUGGAGGGUGGUCAUGACCUGACGUCAAUAUGUGAUGCAUCAGAAGCCUGUGUAUCUGUCUUGCUGGGGAAUGAGCUGGAUCCUGUCCCUGAAGAGACAUUGAGGCAGAGACCGAAUCCUAACGCUCUUCGUUCUUUAGAAACCGUCAUUCAAGUCCAAAGUAAAUACUGGACAUCUGUUAAGCGUUUUGCAUCCAAAGUUGGAUACUCACUCCUGGAAGCCCAGAAACACGAUAUAGAUGAGGUUGAAACAGUAACAGCCUUAGCUUCUCUGUCAGUGGGUAUGGGCACAAUGUCGGCAGCUGGGAGCAGCAGACCUCAGGAUGAGCCAAUGGAGGAAGAUGAUGAUAUGAGUCUAUGACCAAUCAAGAUGUUUGUUACUAAUUUUUGAUGUGUUCCUUGGAGCCGGUAAUCUUCCACAGAUGCAGCAAACUAUUUUGUUUUAAAUCACAACAGAGACAAUUCUCUCACUCUUGAAUCCAUUGCUGAACAAGAUCAAGAUACAUUAACAGACUGCUUCCAUUUUGAUUCUGACUUGACUUGUUUCCUGAGCAUGCAGAAAGAUUAUGCAGAAAGAGACCAAAGACAUUAUUUUUUUUGACCAAAGAUACCACUCAGGUGUGAAGAUAAAAAAAUAAGUAGGUUGACCAAAGAUUGGCUAUUGCCCCAGUUAGAAGAAUAUUAAAUAGAUCUUUAUAAGAUCUGAAAAGAUGAAUGAUGCUUUUGUGUGAACUCAAAUCUACCUUACCUGCCACAAAUACAUUAAUCAUCUAUUUGAAAACAACAAUGAUAUUGCUUUAUUUGUCAGACAGAUGGCAUUUACUGUACAUAGUCAAUUAAUUCACCAGUCUAACAAUCAUUUGGAAUUUAUCUGAUUCUACACUCUUUUGUGUUUGGUGAUAGUUCUCAAUGUAAGACAGAAAAUACAUUUCCACAACCCAUAAACAGUGUCAGAUUUCCUGUAAAAUACCAAUGGACUUUCACCAAAGACAUCUCAUCUGGAAACCUAACAGUUUAUUUUAGACUUAACUGCAGAGUUUUCUUUGCAAGAUACAUAAGUUGUUUCCUUGGACCUAGAAGUGCCUGAUACACCUGGAAUCCAGAAGAUGUCUUGUUUUCGCAUUGUUCUUCAUGACCACUAGCCCUACAUGGAAUUAAUUUUUGUAUUAUUCUUUUGCACUAUACAAAGGCGCACCCAACACCCCAUUUUAAAGACAUUUUAAAAUCUUGCAAAAACUUUUAAGAGGAUAUGUAUAAAAAGAGAAUGGAUCAUUUUUUUAAUUGCUGUAAAAUUAUGCUUAUUAAGACAUUGAACAUUGAUUACUAUACUGUUUUUUUGUCAUGUGCUUCAGCUUUCCAGUAGGGUUCAUAAGUUUCUCCAGAAGGUUAAGAUGGAAUUCUGUUAUGCACAUAUUGUUAUGAAAUGUAGGACAUUUUGUGUGUGGGUCUGUCAAAACUUUCCCUUUCAUUUGUUUCUACAAAAAUUGCUAGAAUCAUUUUUGUAUAGCUGUUUUGAUUAUGUCUACAUCAAAAGUUCUACAGAUGUUUCCGAUUCUUAACAUUUGUCACAGAUGUAAGAUAAAACAAUCUGUUCAUCUUGAUGCACUUUUAUAAACCUGUAUAUGUAGUCCCUGAAGUCUUUGUAGUUAUGACCUCUUGUGGUCCAUGUGCAUACCUCUUAGCUCCUAACAGAUCAUUUUUGGGCACAUGGCUUUAUCUAUCCUAUACAUCCAUUCCAUCAAGUUGAAAUAAACCUGUUUACUGUGUAUUUAA